AUGCGCAAUUCUAAUCAGGGCGGCGUAUUGAUUCUCGACCUUGAGAAGCCAGAGUCAGGAGUCCAGACAUUUGUCUCCCUGAAGGGAAGCACGGGACAAACCGGUAUUGCACCACUUGGUGGUGGACUACACGCCAUUAGUGGUGGUUUGCACUCUCCCUUUCACUUUAAGUUGGGGUCCAUGAGUAUGCUGAAUGGCAUGGCUGUCAUACGCAGAAAACCCCACAUUGUCCUCAGCGCGGAUUCGAUCGGUGGUCGGAUUUGGCGCAUCAACACCCAGACUAGGGCGGUUGACGUUGUCGUGGCCGACGACGAACUCGGCCUCGAUAGCAACCCUGUCAACUUUAUUCCACUGGGCGCCAACGGACUCGGGAUCAUCGACGACUGCCUCUGUUUCAUCAACUCAGCAAGGGGCACGUUUGCCCGUUUCAAGGUCGACAAGAGUGGCAACAAGAUUGGCGAUAUCGAGAUCAUUGUACAGAAUGACUAA
This is a messenger RNA of Neoarthrinium moseri, 489 nucleotides long. RefSeq lists its product as uncharacterized. The record is from RefSeq and is a predicted model, not a curated record. The transcript is spliced from 2 exons. Lineage: Eukaryota; Fungi; Ascomycota; Sordariomycetes; Amphisphaeriales; Apiosporaceae. Bases 1 to 489 code for a protein of 162 amino acids.